Molecule: messenger RNA, 1284 nt
Organism: Anisakis simplex (herring worm)
Lineage: Eukaryota; Metazoa; Nematoda; Chromadorea; Rhabditida; Anisakidae
Source: the annotation of a GenBank genome assembly
CGCACCUCAUUAAUCACUGAUCAAUUUGAAGAUCAUUCAUACGAAGAAUACGACGAUAAUCCUGAACGACGUCAUCUGACCGAAGACGUAGUUGAGGAACAGGCUGACGAAUUCGUGAAACACGACAACUUCUACGGCGGAUCCACAGACGACGAAUUGCCGUAUCUGUCACGAAGCAUCAACGAAGACACAUCGAAACGCAACUACUAUCCAAUCGCAUCUAAUAUGGGCGUUGUUCCAGUGCGACUGGAACAAUAUUUUGUUGAACAUCAAAAAUAUCCACCAUAUCCGUCACAAAACGUUAACACCUUUUCAGGUCCUUUCAUACGCGGCUGCCUUGACGUAUUUGCAUUUGUUGUAUGCAUCGCAUUGGUGAUUUUGCAAUUGGGCUUAAUUGAUUUCUACUAUUUGACUGUACUGAAAGACAAAAUCUGGUACGCAUGGCUAGGCGUCGAUUCGUUGGUGAUCAUCAUUCUCAUAUGGCUACUGGUACUUGCUGUCCGAAACAAUCAGGAGAAAAUGGAAGAAGCUUCAUCUGCAGAUGCUAAAGUGAAAUACGCAUGGGUUGGAUGGUUCGCGUAUUCAGCCGUUCUCGUUGGUAAAAUUGCAGCGUGUUUCCGUCUUUUCCAUCAUCAGGUCAUUCAAAAAGAAGCUAUAAUAUUGCAGCUACCACCCAAUCCAAUGGAUAAUAACGACAAAAUCUUCGAUGAUCAUCUGUUCCGCCUGAAUUUAGCACUGAGCGCCUUGAUCUUUCUGUUUCUGCUGGAAUCACAUCACUAUACUCCGGUAUUCAGUAGUCGACAAACGUAUAUCGUUUAUCUGAUCACUGUCGUUUGCUUGGAUCUCAUCGACACCAUCUACUUCCUAGACCUUCUGUGGCAAUCUCUGAAAGACAAUUGGCAACUACCGUUCUGGCUGGAUAUUGUGAUCUUAUCAUUGAGCGGUGUUAACUUCAUACUGCCAACGUUCGCUUUAAUGCGACUUCGAUUCGGACGACUACCACGCAUUGCGCUUGUUUCAGACAAAAUUUGGGCACUCUUCUAUGUACUUCUCGUAAAUGCGCCAUACUUGGGCAUACGCAUCUACUUGUUCAUAAUACUGGAAAUUCCACAACAAGGCAAACACUACGAUGCUAGCAUCUUUGUGGUUAAGAAUGUGGCAAUGAUCUAUUUGGCUGUGAAAGAGGUUUGGACACGACUGCAGUAUUGGCGUUACAAGAGGAAUGCGAUGGGAUCACGCGGAGAGUUGACAGCACACGUAAUGAACACUGAAGAUGAAGCUUAA